Dalotia coriaria is the source of this 1225-nucleotide messenger RNA. RefSeq lists its product as uncharacterized. NCBI's taxonomy places the organism in Eukaryota, Metazoa, Arthropoda, Insecta, Coleoptera, Staphylinidae. Bases 154 to 855 code for a protein of 233 amino acids. The transcript is spliced from 3 exons. The record is from RefSeq and is a predicted model, not a curated record.
ACCAUCGUACAAAUCACUCUUCACAUCGAUUCAAGCCAUUCGAGUUGAAAUCACGAGGCGACAGUGAUUGAAAUGUUGUGUUUGCACAGGAAACAAUGUUCCACUGACACAAUGGACACCAUGCUUUAAUCAACAGUAACAAAUUUCGAAAUUAUGGACUCGUUCACUUCAGAACAAUACGAAGACGCGCAGGAAUUCGCUUCCUUCUACUUCGAUCUCCUCGAAAACCAUCGUGAAACAUUCACGUAUCAUUUAUCAGAGGGCGCUGUCCUUGAUUGGUUUGGCAGGACAAUUAAAGGUGUUCAAAACAUAAAAGACUUUGCCAAGUUGCACAUGGACUUGAUGAAGCAUAGGUUUUCAAAAAUUGAACCGUGUCACGAAAUAGGCUACCGAAAAACCCAUAUAGUCGAGUACUCGACAUUGCGUGCAACCGACGCGAACGACGUUUCGGAAGUGAAACCGAAUCCCAGUGCACAACAAGAAAAAACACCACCGAACGCCACGAUCGCGACUAGUUCACGCAAGCGAGAAAAGGGUCAAGGCGAUGGCCUGCAUAAUUGCCCGUCUGAAUCGCCAGCGAAACGCUCGCGACUCACAGGCGAUGUUAUCGAGCCGAAAAUCUCCGCGCCCCUAUACACCGCGAAUAUAAGCUCAACAGGAUAUCUGGAGUUUCGCGGGAAAAGCGGCAAGAAGUAUCAAAAGGAAACCAAGUGGCAACGGCCUUGCACAUUCCAAGUUGCGUACAGUAAAACGCCCACCGGCUAUCUCGUACACUUGAUCAUUUAUAAAGGUAACAUGCGAUGCAGGCGGAAUUUGCUCAAUGAUUUCAACGCGGUGCCGAAUCCCGCAGAAUGAAUCUCUUCUUAUCAACGUGCAAUUAAUUGGGGUCCCAAUCAUUAAUUUUGAAUCUUCUGCAAAGCUUUAUGAAGUUGUUUUGUUACUGUUAGUAUUAUUACAAACAAUGAAUCUCUUUUAUUAGAUCUAAUGUUAAUUUACAACAAAUCAAAAAAAUUAUUAAUCAUCUACGAUUUAAAAUACGAUUUUAACUCUCAUUGUAAAUAGAAAUUUGUUAUAAACUUAUUAUUUAUGGAAUUCUUGUUUGUUAGUGUACUGUAAGUGAUCACAAUGUGCCAAAAUCAAGAUGAUAGACUUAUUUGAUACGUGUGAACUUUGCGAUAAAUAUUUUUUGUAUUAACAGUUAAUAUAAAAUGUUAUAGAAAACAAA